Schizosaccharomyces osmophilus is the source of this 495-nucleotide messenger RNA. RefSeq names its product Golgi membrane protein involved in vesicle-mediated transport. Gene Ontology annotation, cellular component: Golgi membrane. The coding region runs from base 1 to 495 and encodes 164 amino acids. The record is from RefSeq and is a predicted model, not a curated record. NCBI's taxonomy places the organism in Eukaryota, Fungi, Ascomycota, Schizosaccharomycetes, Schizosaccharomycetales, Schizosaccharomycetaceae. Gene Ontology annotation, biological process: vesicle-mediated transport. The transcript is spliced from 4 exons.
AUGUUUCAGUCUAUGAUUAUAGAUCGAAUAAAAAAUACGUUCUUUGGAGAACUAAAGAGUUGGAAUUUCUCAAUUUACGCUCAAUGGCUCGGUAUUCUUUCGAUUAUCUUGUGUCUUAUCUUGGGGAUUGUGAAUUUGUUUCAUGUUACGUUAGUCGUCUUGUUCUCGGCCUUGACCAUUGUGGAAGGUGUACUAUUAGUUUUUAUUGAACUUCCCUUCUUGGCACGCAUUUGCCCUGUUUCACAAAAAUUUCAAACGUUUACAGACACUUUUGCAAGCAACUAUUAUCGCGGGCUUAUCUAUGCGAUUUUUGCACUGGUGACCUUCUUGGGAUGCAUUUUCUCGAUUACUAGUUUGAUCGCCGCUGGUGUGGUCUUGGGUUUGACCGGGAUUUGUUAUACCUUUGCAGGAAUCAAGGGCCAGGCAUUUACUUCGAGCUCUACCCUCGGUGGAACCGGAGGAGGAAACAACGACGCACCCGCUGGCAUGGUGUAA